AUGGCUGAGACUCAGGCCCCCGAGGUUGACUACACCCUCAACAACCCCGACACCUUGACCAAGUACAAGACCGCUGCUCAGAUCUCCCAGAAGGUUCUCGAAGCCGUCUCAGGAUGGUGUGUUGAGGGCAGCAAGAUCGUUGAGCUUUGCCAGAAGGGUGACCAGCUUCUCGAGGAGGAGAUUGCCAAGGUCUACAAGGGCAAGAAGAUCCAGAAGGGUAUCGCUCACCCCACCACUGUCUCUCCCAGCUCCUAUGUGACUCCCUACACUCCCCUGGUGUCCGACGCUCAGGAGGCCGAGACCAUCUUGAAGGCCGGUGAGAUCGCCAAGAUCCAGCUUGGUGCUCAGAUCGAUGGCUUCGGUACCAUCGUUUGCGACAUGGUCGUUGUCGCCGACAGCAACUCGUCCGCCGAUGUGGUGACCGGCCGCGAGGCUGACCUUAUCCACGCCACUCACUACGCCAACGAGCUUCUUCUGAGACUCAUGGUUCCCCCUGGCCUGCUCGCCAGCGGAACUGAUGAGGAGAAGCAGAAGGCCGCUGCCCAGAAGGCUCCUACCCAGGCUCAGAUCACUCAGUUGAUUGAGAAGGUCGCUAAGGCCUACGACUGCAACGUUGUCGAGAACACCACCAGCUGGCAGUUUAACCGCAACGAGAUUGAAGGCGAGAAGAAGAUCAUCCUCUCGCCCGGCGCUGGUGUCAAGGGCGAGGGUGUCCCCGAGGUCGGUGAAGUCUGGGGUGUUGAGCUUGGUCUGUCUCUCGGAUCCGGAAAGGUCAAGACCCUCCCUCACCGUGCCACUCUCCACCGCCGUACCACCACCACCUACGGCCUCAAGCGCCCUAGCUCCAGACAGACUCUCUCCGAGAUCGUCAAGAAGUUCGGCACCUUCCCCUUCAGCUUGCGCCAGCUGGAUGAUGAGAAGUCUGCCAAGGUUGGUGUUGUCGAGUGUGUCCGUGGUGGUGUCCUGAGACAGUACGAGCCCGCCGGUGAUGCCGACAACGCUCCCGUCUCCCGCGUCCUGACCACUCUUGCUAUUACCAAGAACGGCAUCACCCGUCUUGCCGCUCCCACCACCCCUGAUCUUUCCAAGUUCCAGACGGACAAGAAGAUCGAGGACGAGGAGAUCCUUGCGAUCCUCGAGCGCCCGUUGGCCAGAUCCACCGGCUCCAAGAAGAACAAGAACAACAAGAAGAAGACCGCCGCCAAGAAGGCUGACGAGUAA
This is a messenger RNA of Aspergillus tubingensis, 1221 nucleotides long. RefSeq names its product curved DNA-binding protein (42 kDa protein). NCBI's taxonomy places the organism in Eukaryota, Fungi, Ascomycota, Eurotiomycetes, Eurotiales, Aspergillaceae. The transcript has 5 exons. The record is from RefSeq and is a predicted model, not a curated record. The coding region runs from base 1 to 1221 and encodes 406 amino acids.